Molecule: messenger RNA, 477 nt
Organism: Diutina rugosa
Lineage: Eukaryota; Fungi; Ascomycota; Pichiomycetes; Serinales; Debaryomycetaceae
Gene: GIM5
Product: Gim5p
Exons: 1
Coding region: 1-477 (158 amino acids)
Biological process (GO): protein folding; regulation of DNA-templated transcription
Cellular component (GO): prefoldin complex; cytoplasm
Source: RefSeq, a predicted model, not a curated record
AUGUCUCAGCAGUCGAUUGAUUUGUCCCAAUUGCCGCCACAGCAGCUUUUGGAGGUAAGAAAGCAGAUUAAUGAGGAGGUGAAUCACUUUGCUUCGUCCCUUCAGGCAUUACAGGCGGCUCAGGGCAAGCUCCGAGACUGUGUGGACCUGGUGACUAAGAUGAGCGAACUGAAGGGGCUGGAAGUCCUUAUCCCGAUGACUCUGUCGUUAUAUUUACCGGGGACAAUCAAAGACAAAGAUCGUUUCCUUGUCGACAUCGGUACUGGUUACUUCGUCGAAAAGCUGGCUGACGAUGCUAAGAAGGUCUACGAAAAGAAGGUCGACAAGUUGAAUCAAGAUGCACAGAAGUUACGUGAUAUUCUUGUACAGAAGAAUGAGAUGCUCAACAGCGUCAACUUGAUGUUACGGAAUCGUGUGGAGGAGUUCGAGAAGAAGCAGCAAGGGCAAGAGAACCCGAAGACAAGUGUCAAAACUUAA